AAAAAUUUUGCCCAGAUGAAGAGAGCCCACCUGUUUGUGGUGGGGGUCUACCUGCUCUCCUCGUGCAGGGCGGAGGAGGGACUGAACUUCCCCACUUAUGAUGGCAAGGACCGCGUGGUCAGUCUCACCGAGAAGAACUUCAAGCAGGUUUUGAAGAAAUAUGACUUGCUCUGUCUCUACUACCACGAGCCCCUAUCUUCAGAUAAAGUCGUGCAGAAACAGUUCCAGCUGAAAGAAAUCGUGCUGGAGCUUGUGGCCCAGGUCCUGGAACAUAAAGAUAUAGGCUUUGUGAUGGUGGAUGCCAAGAAAGAAGCCAAGCUUGCCAAGAAAUUAGGUUUUGUUGAAGAAGGAAGCCUGUAUAUUCUUAAGGGUGAUCGCACAAUUGAGUUUGAUGGCGAGUUUGCGGCUGACGUCUUGGUGGAGUUUCUCUUGGACCUCAUUGAAGACCCAGUGGAGAUCAUCAAUAGCAAACUGGAAGUCCAAGCCUUUGAGCGCAUUGAGGACCACAUCAAACUCAUCGGCUUUUUCAAGAGUGAGGAAUCAGAACAUUACAAGGCUUUUGAAGAGGCAGCUGAACACUUCCAGCCUUAUAUCAAAUUUUUUGCUACUUUUGACAAAGGCGUUGCAAAGAAAUUGUCCUUGAAGAUGAAUGAGGUUGACUUCUACGAGCCAUUUAUGGACGAGCCCAUUGCCAUCCCUGACAAACCCUACACAGAAGCGGAGCUCGUGGAGUUUGUGAAAGAGCACCAGAGACCCACUCUACGUCGCCUGCGCCCAGAAGAUAUGUUUGAAACAUGGGAAGAUGAUUUGAACGGAAUCCAUAUUGUGGCCUUUGCGGAGAGGAGUGACCCAGAUGGCUAUGAGUUCCUGGAGAUCCUGAAGCAGGUUGCCCGGGACAACACAGACAACCCAGACCUGAGCAUCGUAUGGAUCGACCCGGACGACUUUCCUCUGCUUGUUGCCUAUUGGGAAAAGACUUUCAAGAUUGACCUCUUCAAGCCACAGAUUGGGGUGGUGAAUGUGACAGAUGCUGACAGUGUGUGGAUGGACAUUCCAGAUGAUGAUGACCUGCCCACAGCUGAGGAGCUGGAAGACUGGAUUGAGGAUGUGCUUUCUGGGAAGAUAAACACGGAGGAUGAUGACAAUGAUGAUGAAGAGGAUGAAGACGACGACAAUGACGAUGAUAAUUCUGAUGAAGAGGACAAUGAUGACAGUGAUGACGAUGAUGAAUAGCCUCCAACUCCAGACGAGUUUCACGAAGACAUAACCACAGCUACCCACUGCCAUGCAGACAGGCAAAGUGGCAGCGAGCAGCCCCGGCCCUCGUCCAGCCAGUUCCUUUCCUUUUAUCGACACCUCUUUCCCCACUUCUUUCUCAUCAGAUGUGCAACUCGGCAAAUGCCUUCCUAAAUCCAGCAGUCCCACUCACUCAGCAAGGACAGUGGGGAAUUAUUGCCAUGUUGGCUGUCUUGACUGUUAUGAAAAAGCUUUCAUUCAUUGUCAGAUCAUCAGUGGCCACGGCAGUGCCCGAAUCUGGUUGUCUAGAGAGAGCAAUUCCCUAACACCUCGGCUCAAGUUUACUUGUUUCACUAUGAUGGUAGCAGAAUGGACAGCUUGCUAAGUCACAAGCAUGGUGUGACCUUACAACCAGAGCCCAGGGAAGACACACAGUCCAUUUAGCCCCUGUGCCUAGAAUAUUAGUUAGGAUCCCUCCUCAAGCCGAGAGGAUCCCUCUUAGGGAAGGCUCAGUCUUGGAAAUAGGUUUUGUAAAUCAGCUUCUCUUGGUUCUAUUAAACUUAUUAUUUUAGGUGUAGAUCUGAUCAUUAUGAACUCAGAUCCAAGCCUUUGGAUGGCUAUUGAGAGGUUUUGAAAAACAUGCAUACUGAUGUCACCAUCAUUUCUAGUAUAUUAGGAUAUUGGGAUGGGAGGUUGAUUUGCUCUCUGAACUUCCCUGUAGAUGACCUUCUUGCAGAUACACACAGGGGUCGGGAGAGCUAGAAGGAUUAAAUGUUUUAAUUCUUUCUGAUGUCUUUAGGUCUCUGAUGGGUUCAGCUGGCGUCCUAGCUUGAGCUGGGAUCCUGAUAUCCCUCUGUCUUGUCGCUGCUAGUCAGCCUUCCCAUUCAGAGUCCAAGUUGGUUUUUCCAGAGGGCAAUUCACUCUCCACUGAUCAGUGCUCCCACAGCUGAACAGGACAACAGUCAUUAGGAUUCAUAAUGAUGCUCUGAGGCACUGAAAAAAUCCCCAAGUGCCUUUCAAACUAUCUAGAAGUUAUAUUGUGCUCUAUAGUUUUAGCAUUGGGUGUGCAUUCUAAUGUUCUAAUUUAUUUUCUCAGUCUUUUAACACAUGUGUAAGACACUGCAAAUUCUUUGAAAAUAGGACGAUCCUUUUAUGGAAUAGCAGCUAACUAACUGUCAUUAAAGUUUUAUUUUGAAAGUACUGAGA
Molecule: messenger RNA, 2442 nt
Organism: Dama dama (fallow deer)
Lineage: Eukaryota; Metazoa; Chordata; Mammalia; Artiodactyla; Cervidae
Gene: CASQ2
Product: calsequestrin 2
Exons: 11
Coding region: 16-1233 (405 amino acids)
Biological process (GO): regulation of cardiac muscle contraction by regulation of the release of sequestered calcium ion
Cellular component (GO): sarcoplasmic reticulum lumen
Molecular function (GO): calcium ion binding
Source: RefSeq, a predicted model, not a curated record